UUACGCGCGAAAUCGUAUAGUUACUUGUGUAUCUGUGGUAAUUAGAACUACGGAUUAUUUCGUGUUGUGCUUUUUUAAUGGAGUGAUUUAAAUUUUUCUUAUCUAUUCCGAUAAUUAUAGAUUGAUAUCAAGUCCAACUUACAAUAGAGCACAGAUUAAAGAGCAUACAAGAUGGCGCCACAAGAGCGAACUUCAUGCUGCGAAGAGGACUCCCGCCAAUCGGGGUCCAUAGAUAAUAAUCUUUCAAAUAUCGACCUAUCAGGCAGUUUCGUCAACAAAGGCUUCACCAAUGACAGUACAGAUAACGUCGCCGCAAAGAACACAGAUAACGAAGACAACAGGAAGAAAGUCACGGACUUUGAUGAUCUGUUACCAUAUGUUGGUGAAUUCGGAAUAUAUCAGAAGAUAUUGUUUCUUAUGAUGAUACCGUUCGCUUUCUUCGUUUCAUUCGUUUAUUUCUCGCAAAUCUUCAUGACCAUCGUACCGGAACAGCAUUGGUGCUGGAUUCCAGAGCUCGCCAAUUUAACGGUGGAAGAGAGACGAGCCCUCGCCAUCCCUCCCAAAACAGAUGGACCUUUCGCCCACGACCGUUGUCAUAUGUUCUCCGCGGAUUGGACCGCCGCUCUGGCCCAAGGUCGGACUACCCCUGAUGAUGAAUGGCCGAUCAUACCCUGCACACACGGCUGGGAGUACAACAGGAGCGAUGUGCCGUAUGAAACUAUUGCCUCACAGCUUGAUUGGGUUUGUGACAAGGACAACCUACCUGCCACAGCCCAAGCAAUAUUCUUCUGUGGGGCCAUCGUCGGAGGUCUGGUCUUCGGCUGGAUAGCUGAUAAAUACGGCAGAAUACCUGCUUUAGUUGGUACAAAUCUGGUGGGAUUCGCGGCGGGGAUAGCGACAGCGUUCUGUAACACUUUCUGGUCCUUCGCGCUCUGCCGGUUCCUGGUGGGGCUCGCAUUUGAUAACUGCUUCACCAUGAUGUACAUUCUUGUAUUGGAAUACGUCGGACCAAAAUGGCGUACGUUCGUAGCGAAUAUGUCUAUAGCCAUAUUCUUCACCCUGGGGGCGAGUUUGUUGCCCUGGAUCGCUCUGUGGGCUGACGACUGGAGGCGAUACGCUUUGGGUAUCAGUGCCCCCUUCAUAAUCGCUGCGGCGACCCCGUGGCUGGUACCGGAGAGUGCGAGAUGGCUCCUCUCCCAAGGAAAGAUCGACAAGGCGUUGGUGAUCAUGAAAAAAUUCGAAAGAAUCAACAAGACGAAAAUCCCAGACAAAGUUCUCAGUGAAUUUACCGAAGCUUCCCACAAAGCGAUCAAGGAAUCCGAAGCUGAAUCCAAAACGUAUUCAGUUCUGGACAUCUUCAGAACUCCUCGUUUGAGGCGGAACGCGUUACUGCUCAUCGUCAUCUGGAUGGCGAUCUCUCUGGUCUUCGACGGACACGUCAGGAAUGUGGGGUCGUUGGGUCUGGACAUCUUCCUGACGUUCACGAUAGCCACGGCAACGGAAUUUCCCGCAGAUACAUUUUUGACAGUCGUUUUGGAUAGAUGGGGUAGAAGAUGGCUCGCCUGCGGGUCCAUGGUCAUCAGCGGCAUCUUCAGUCUCCUAGCUACAGCGGUUCCAGUUGGCGGCCCGUCGGCGUCGCUGGCGAUCCUGGGCCGCUUCGCCGUGAACAUCUCGUACAACAUCGGGCUGCAGUACGCGGCCGAGCUGCUGCCGACGGUGGUGCGCGCGCAGGGCGUGGCGCUCAUACACAUCAUGGGUUACGUCGCCUCCAUCCUCGCGCCCUUCGUCGUCUACCUGGCUAAUAUAUCCCAAGAGCUCCCUCUCCUGAUUCUCGGAGUUUUGGGCAUAAUCGGGGGAGUCCUCUGCCUGUUGCUGCCCGAGACUAUGGACACAGAGAUGCCGCAGACCCUGGCUGAUGGAGAGAACUUCGGCAAGGACCAGCGGUUCUGGGACAUGCCCUGCUUCCCACGCAAGAAGCAAGCGCGCAGCGAGCCGCCGCCGCCGGGCGCGGGCGAGCUGGCGUUCGCGCGCGCGCUGCCGGCCCGCGCCUCGCGCGCCUCCGUGCGCGCCUCCGUGCGCCUCUCCGCGCGCUCCAGACGCGGCGCCGCCGACGCCGUCUGA
Vanessa atalanta (red admiral) is the source of this 2121-nucleotide messenger RNA. Its product is annotated as organic cation transporter protein-like. Lineage: Eukaryota; Metazoa; Arthropoda; Insecta; Lepidoptera; Nymphalidae. Gene Ontology annotation, biological process: transmembrane transport. The transcript is spliced from 12 exons. The record is from RefSeq and is a predicted model, not a curated record. Gene Ontology annotation, molecular function: transmembrane transporter activity. Bases 172 to 2121 code for a protein of 649 amino acids. Gene Ontology annotation, cellular component: membrane.